Messenger RNA from Purpureocillium takamizusanense, 1083 nucleotides. RefSeq names its product Cyanase (gene cyn1). Lineage: Eukaryota; Fungi; Ascomycota; Sordariomycetes; Hypocreales; Ophiocordycipitaceae. The coding region runs from base 106 to 579 and encodes 157 amino acids. The record is from RefSeq and is a predicted model, not a curated record. The transcript has 2 exons. Gene Ontology annotation, molecular function: cyanate hydratase activity; DNA binding.
GCUAUCUCCUGUUAUCUGCUCGGUGGCUUCCGACUCCGUGGCAUCUCUUGCACUUCCUGAAAACAUCUCUUACUAGACGAGGCAUUUCAAGACAACAAAUUCAAGAUGGUAGAGCAACGCUUGGCUUCUGUUGAUGCGGCCCUGGAGAGUCGCCUCCCACCCUUCAGCAGCCUGCUGUUCGAGGGCAAGACAAACAAGGGCCUCACGUUUGCCGAGAUCGCGCAGGCGCUCGGGCGCAGCGAGGUGGCGUGCGCGGCGCUCUUCUACGGGCAGACAACGGCGUCGGCCGAGGACGUGGACAAGCUGAGCGAGCUGCUGGGGGUGCCGCGCGAGCCCCUGGCGGCGCAGAUGCUGGGGUUCCCGAACCGCGGGACGUCGGUGCAGAUGCCGCCGACGGAGCCGCUCAUCUACCGCCUGUACGAGGUGGUGCAGAACUACGGCUACGCGUACAAGGCGGUGCUCAACGAGAAGUUUGGCGACGGCAUCAUGAGCGGCGUGUGCUUCAAGACGGACGUGGAGAAGGAGGUGGACGAGACGGGCGCGGCCUGGGCCGUCAUCACCAUGAAGGGGAAGUGGUGAGUUUUUCUUCUUUCCUCUUUUGUUUUCCCCUUUGCCUUGUUGAGGGCCUUGACGCUGGUCGUCGUAACGGGGGUGUUGGAAAGAGCUGACUGUAUGGCCCACUACCCAGGUUGCCAUUCACACGCUUUUAGGAGGAGUUCCACGAGGUCCCCUGCUCGUACGAUGAGAGAGAGUGUGAAAGCGGGCAUGCAAAGGGGACGUGGCAUCGUUCCUUGCACAUGGGUUGUACAUGGACAGUGAAGGAUGCACUGAGCAUCGGUUGUGGACGGACUGCUGGCUCCAAGGCGACGAGCGGCAUCUGCUGGCCACUGACACGGCCUGCUGCAUCCCCAUAUGGACACGUUUGAUUUGCAGGUCGAUACGCGCACUACGUAGUUCGGAAAGUAUCUCGAGAAAUUGAAGUGCGUGCACGCGUAUUCCAUCGUUGCAUGUGAGAGGGGGAGAGACUCGGGUUUGUGAGGAACAACCCUGGGCUCUGCACAGGCACUGGCAGUUAUAUUGACC